Molecule: messenger RNA, 1248 nt
Organism: Talaromyces atroroseus
Lineage: Eukaryota; Fungi; Ascomycota; Eurotiomycetes; Eurotiales; Trichocomaceae
Exons: 2
Coding region: 1-1248 (415 amino acids)
Biological process (GO): pyrimidine nucleotide-sugar transmembrane transport
Cellular component (GO): Golgi membrane
Molecular function (GO): UDP-galactose transmembrane transporter activity
Source: RefSeq, a predicted model, not a curated record
AUGCCUGCGGUCGCCGGGAAACGAUAUGUCACUUCCACAGCCGUCUUCCUCACCGAGGCCAUUAAACUUGCCCUCUCGUUGACGGUGGCCCUAUACGAAAUAUCCAAAAGAGCACCGGCAUCCAUGCCCGCGACGUCACUAUUCUCUACAUUAUCCGAUACCAUUUUCUCGGGCGAUAGCUGGAAGCUGGCUCUUCCAGCGCUGCUCUACACCGUAGCCAACUCUCUUCAGUACGUGGCUCUUUCCAAUCUCGUACCGGCCACUUUCCAAAUCACAUAUCAGGCAAAGCUGCUCUUUACGGCUAUUUUCGGCCUGUUGAUGUUACAGAAGUACACCCCGGCGCGCAACUGGGGAUUGUUGCUCUUCCUCGCCAUCGGCAUUGUGCUUCUAAAUGCCCCCGGCCAUGGGUCGGGGCGCCUCGUGGCUAGAGAUGGGUAUGUGCAUUUUCCGAGAUCCAUGGAAGAAUGGAAGCAGGCAAAGGGUUACUCUCCAAUGAACAUUGUAAAGCGCUCUGCUAGCUACGAGGGCAUCGAAGAGGAUAUAUUGCUUGAGCACCCCCCUCUUGACGACCACUUAGGGUUGAUUGCAACCCUCUUUGCUUGCGUCGCCUCUGCCCUUGCUGCGACGAGUUUUGAGAAAGUAAUCAUAGACAGUGUUGCGAAGACAUCGAUAUGGAUUCGUAAUGUGCAGCUGGCUCUCUAUUCCGUGGUCCCUGCCUUCUUCGUCGGUGUCAUAUUCCUUGACGGAGAGACUAUUGCCAACCAGGGAUUCUUUGCCGGCUAUAGCUGGAUAGUCUGGUUGAUCAUAUUCAUUCAGGCGAUUGGCGGCAUUGGUGCUGGCUUGACAAUCGCAUAUGCAGACAGGACUGCGAAGACAACUGCAACGGGCCUCAGUCUCGUUGCAAGCAUCUUGUCUAGUCUGUCUCUAUUUGGUUUAAAAUUGUCGGCAAAUUUCUGUAUUGGCGCUGCCAUAGUCCUGGUUGCGACUUUCUUAUAUGGCAGUUCUACGCCAAAUACAUCACCAAUGACUAGAGUCAGGCCACCCCCAAUUCGUAUUGAGAGCUACGACACAGCUGAAGAAAAGAAUAAACCGGCUCUCUCCCCUCUCAAUGACUUUUCCAUCAAACUUCCCACCACUCCCCUGCUCUCUGCCGCCGGCCUUUCAACGUCGCGUCCUGCGUCGCCGAGCCAUUCAAGGGUAAAAACAAACCAGAAUAACCCUGGUUAUUUCCUCCACCCAGGCGAAUAA